Molecule: messenger RNA, 3948 nt
Organism: Cercocebus atys (sooty mangabey)
Lineage: Eukaryota; Metazoa; Chordata; Mammalia; Primates; Cercopithecidae
Gene: TBC1D9
Product: TBC1 domain family, member 9 (with GRAM domain)
Exons: 21
Source: RefSeq, a predicted model, not a curated record
CCUGAAGUCGCCUGCCGCCGCCGCCGCACCUAGCGGACGGGCGGGCGGUCGGGCGCGCGUGUGCCCAGGAGUGCGCGCCUGUCGCGGUGGUGGGUGCAGGACCCGACCCACGGGCCCAUUGUGCGCCCGCCCGCGGCGGCCAGGACCAUGUGGGUGAACCCCGAGGAGGUGUUGCUGGCCAACGCGCUGUGGAUCACCGAGAGGGCCAACCCAUACUUCAUCCUACAGCGGAGGAAGGGCCACGCCGGCGAUGGAGGCGGCGGCGGCGGACUGGCGGGCCUGCUGGUGGGUACCCUUGAUGUUGUGUUGGACUCCAGUGCCCGGGUCGCUCCUUACCGAAUCUUGUACCAGACUCCAGACUCCCUGGUCUACUGGACCAUCGCCUGUGGUGGUUCCAGGAAAGAAAUCACUGAACACUGGGAAUGGCUUGAGCAAAAUCUCUUGCAGACACUCUCCAUCUUUGAAAAUGAGAAUGAUAUCACCACAUUCGUGAGAGGAAAAAUACAGGGCAUCAUUGCAGAAUACAACAAAAUCAAUGAUGUAAAGGAAGAUGAUGACACGGAGAAGUUUAAAGAAGCCAUUGUGAAAUUUCACAGGCUGUUUGGGAUGCCGGAGGAAGAGAAACUUGUCAACUAUUACUCUUGCAGCUACUGGAAGGGGAAGGUCCCCCGUCAGGGCUGGAUGUACCUCAGCAUUAACCACCUUUGCUUUUAUUCUUUUCUUAUGGGAAGGGAAGCAAAACUGGUCAUCCGGUGGGUAGACAUCACUCAACUCGAGAAGAAUGCCACCCUGCUUCUGCCUGAUGUGAUCAAAGUGAGCACACGGUCCAGUGAGCAUUUCUUCUCCGUAUUCCUCAACAUCAACGAGACCUUCAAGUUAAUGGAGCAGCUCGCCAACAUAGCCAUGAGGCAACUCUUAGACAACGAGGGAUUUGAACAAGAUAGAUCCCUGCCCAAACUCAAAAGGAAAUCUCCUAAAAAAGUGUCUGCUCUAAAACGUGAUCUUGAUGCCAGGGCAAAGAGUGAGAGAUACCGUGCACUUUUCCGGCUUCCCAAAGAUGAAAAAUUAGAUGGCCACACAGACUGCACCCUCUGGACUCCAUUUAACAAAAUGCACAUUUUGGGGCAGAUGUUUGUGUCCACAAAUUACAUCUGUUUUACCAGCAAGGAGGAGAACUUAUGUAGCCUCAUUAUCCCUCUCCGUGAGGUGACAAUUGUAGAAAAGGCAGACAGCUCCAGUGUGCUCCCCAGUCCCUUAUCCAUCAGCACCCGAAACAGGAUGACCUUCCUAUUUGCCAACUUGAAAGAUAGAGACUUUCUAGUGCAAAGGAUCUCAGAUUUCCUACAACAGACUACUUCCAAAAUAUAUUCUGACAAGGAGUUUGCAGGAAGCUACAACAGUUCAGAUGAUGAGGUGUACUCUCGACCCAGCAGCCUCGUCUCCUCCAGCCCCCAGAGAAGCACGAGCUCUGAUGCUGAUGGAGAGCGUCAGUUUAACCUAAAUGGCAACAGCGUCCCCACAGCCACACAGACCCUGAUGACCAUGUAUCGGCGGCGGUCUCCCGAGGAGUUCAACCCGAAAUUGGCCAAAGAGUUUCUGAAAGAGCAAGCCUGGAAGAUUCACUUUGCUGAGUAUGGGCAAGGGAUCUGCAUGUACCGCACAGAGAAAACGCGGGAGCUGGUGUUGAAGGGCAUCCCGGAGAGUAUGCGUGGGGAGCUCUGGCUGCUGCUGUCAGGUGCCAUCAAUGAAAAGGCCACACAUCCUGGGUACUAUGAAGACUUAGUGGAGAAGUCCAUGGGGAAGUAUAAUCUCGCCACGGAGGAGAUUGAGAGGGAUUUACACCGCUCCCUUCCAGAACACCCAGCUUUUCAGAAUGAAAUGGGCAUUGCUGCACUAAGGAGAGUCUUAACAGCUUAUGCUUUUCGAAAUCCCAACAUAGGGUAUUGCCAGGCCAUGAAUAUUGUCACUUCAGUGCUGCUGCUUUAUGCCAAAGAGGAGGAAGCUUUCUGGCUGCUCGUGGCUUUGUGUGAGCGCAUGCUCCCAGAUUACUACAACACCAGAGUUGUGGGUAGUUUGGUGGACCAAGGUGUCUUUGAGGAGCUAGCACGAGACUACGUCCCACAGCUGUAUGACUGCAUGCAAGACCUUUUUUUUUUUUCCACCAUCUCCCUGUCUUGGUUCCUCACUUUUUUUUUCAGUGUGAUGCCUUUUGAGAGUGCAGUUGUGUUUUUUUUUUGUUUCUUCUAUGAAGGAAUUAAAGUGAUAUUCCAGUUGGCCCUAGCUGUGCUGGAUGCAAAUGUGGACAAUUUUUUUUUCUGCAAGGAUGAUGGGGAGGCCAUGACCGUUUUUUCCAGGUAUUUAGACAGUGUGACCAAUAAAGACAGCACAUUGCCUCCCAUUCCUCAUUUUUUUUUCUUGCUCAGCGAUGAUGUGGAACCUUACCCUUUUUUUUUUAUCUUCAGACUCAUCAGAACUUCCUACGAGGUUUUUUUAACUAUCCGGGCAGAUUUGAUUGAACAGAUGUUUUUUUUUCAGAGACUGAAAGUGAUCCAGACACUGGAGGUUUUUUUUUAACGCAACGUGGUACGAUUUUUUUUUACAGAAACUUCCUUUACCAUUGAUGAGCUGGAAGAACUUUAUGCUCUUUUCAAGGCAGAACAUCUCACCAGCUGCUACUGGUUUUUUUUUAGCAACGCGCUGGACCGGCAUGACCCCAGCCUGCCCUACCUCGAACAGUAUCGCAUUGACUUCGAGCAGUUUUUUUUUUUGUUUGCUCUUCUCUUUCCUUGGGCAUGUGGAUUUUUUUUUGACGUUCUGGCCUCCCGCUUGUUCCAGUUAUUUUUUUUUUAUGGAGACUCUUUGAUUAACUUCCGGGAGUUUUUUUUUUUGCUAAGUGCUGCAUGCCAUGGGGAUCUCACAGAGAAGCUCAAACUCCUGUACAAAAUGUUUUUUUUUCCUGAGCCAUCCUCUGAUCAAGAUGAGCCAGAUUCUGCUUUUGAAGCAAUUUUUUUUUUCUUUGAAGAUAUCACCCCAGAGUGUACACAUGUUGUUGGAUUUUUUUUUAGAAGCAAACAGGGUGCAGAUGAUGGCUUCGUUUUUUUUUGCCUAAAGCCGGACAAAGGUACGGAUGCAAAUUCCCAAGAAAAUCGUAAUUAUUUGAUUUUUUUUUCUCCAGAAAAUAAAUCUAAGUCAAAGAAUGCUUUUUUUUUACCCAAAUUAAAUCAGGGGCAGUUCAUUGAACUGUGUAAGACAUUUUUUUUUAUGUUCAGCGAAGACCCCAAUGAGCAGGAGCUUUUUUUUUCCACGGCAGCUGUGACCAGCCUCCUGCUGGAUUUUUUUUUGGUCGGCAAGCUGUUCGUGGCCCAGCCUGCAAAGGAGGGCGGGAGCGGAGGCAGUGGGCCGUCCUGCCACCUUUUUUUUUCAGGCGUGCUCUUCCCCAAGAAGGGGCCGGGUUUUUUUUUUGUGGUAGAGUCUGUUGAGCCCCUGCCAGCCUUUUUUUUUCCCGACAGCGAGGAACACUCCCUGGGAGGACUUUUUUUUUACAUCAAACUGGAGGACUCCUCGCCCCGGGACAACGGGGCCUGCUCCUCCAUGCUGAUCUCUGACGAUGACUUUUUUUUUGACAGCUCCAUGUCCUCGUACUCGGUGCUGAUUUUUUUUUCCCACGAGGAGGACAAGCUGCACUGCGAGGACAUCGGAGAGGACACGGUCCUGGUGCGGAGCGGCCAGGGCUUUUUUUUUCUGCCCCGGAGCACCAGCCUGGACCGGGACUUUUUUUUUUCCUUCGAGCAAUUCCUGGCCUCCCUCUUAACUUUUUUUUUCCUGGUCAAGUACUUUGACAAGCCCGUGUGCUUUUUUUUUAGGAUUACCAGUGCAAAAAACAUCCGGAUGAUUUUUUUUUCCCUCACCUCGGCCAGUGACUAUGAAAUCUCUUUUUUUUUCGGCUGA